UACAGUGUGAUGCCAAAGAGCUAAGAAUAGCAGCCUCUAAAUAUCACGAUUACAAUGUUCUGGAUGUGUGAGUAAACGAGAGAGCGAGAUGUAACGUGUAAAAAUGGAACUGGGACAAGACGUAAACAGCUGGAACUUUGGACUGCAUGUGUAGAAGGCGCAGGGCUGGUAUGUAGUCAGCUGGGUACAGUGGAAAUCAGACCCGUGACUUUGGAGUACUGGACAUGAUGACCACUUGCUCAGGGCUUAAAGUCAGAAAGGCAAUUGAAAUCCAUUAAUUAAAAGCUUGCAGAAUUUAAUUUUAAAUAUAUAUUUAUGCAUGUGUAUGGAUGUAAAAGAAAUGAUAAGAGAAACAUUUACAGCAGUCAGUUUCCUUGUUUUUAGUAGCACUAGCAAUACGGUUCUAAGGAUGGCAAUGUCUGUCAGUCCACCACUUGGUCCUCUGGAAACAAAGUAAGCGGUAAAGAAAUUAAUGAGAUGCAAUUGUACAAAAUAAGUUACAUUACUCUGUGGUGUGUUCUUGCAUGGCUUCUGCUGCUGCUGUUGAAUCCACUGUGUGAGCGUGUUUCUGGCUUGUGUGGCUGUGUGUCCAACUGGCAUGUCAAUUUGACAUGCAUGCAGCUGACCAGGGCACUGCAGUCGUUUUGAUAUUUGGUGUGUGUGCUAGCCAGAGAAUUCUGGUAUCAGUUGCUCCAAUAAUAAAAAUAGUAAAUAUAACCACAGGGGACAGUUUGGUCAUUUCAGCCUUGCUGGAUUUUAAAUCUACAAGCUACUGCUUAUUUAUGGCUGCAUAAUACAAUGACUAUACUGACAAAACCAAAAUCAUUAUGGUGGACAUAAAGGGUCCAAGAGGCAAAUUAGAAUAUCAACAAGCAAAUACAGCAAAUAUAUAUCUAGUAACUGAGUUUGCUGUUAAACCAUACAUGAUAAUGUGUUGCAUGAUUAUAAAAUGAUUUAUUUUCAGGAAAGUUUGCAGAGUUUUAAUUCUCUGUAAACUGAUCCCUGCAAGAAAUGCUUGUUCAUCAAAACUGAGUUGCCACAAAUGAACCAGAUCAUGAGGACGGUAACAAAGCAAGGCUAGCAAAAGCAAAGCAAGUACGCAUUAACGUGUUCAGACAAAAGCUGUACAAGACUCAAAGAUGUAUGCUAAUAAGAAAUUGAAGUCCAAAACUAGUUCUGUGAGCUGCCCAGUGUGACUAGUGUGCUUAUAUUUAAGUGUUGAGAGACUGAACAUUUUGAAGGCUAGAGAAAGGCCCUGGGAUCAUUAAAAUCUGAAAGUCUUCUUCUCUCAAGAACAAGAAAGUGAUUACAAAUGCAACAUUUUAGCCUGAAAGUAGACCAAUUAACUCACGAAGUAUCCAAAAUUUAAAGGCUCAUACAACUUCAUGGCAAUAUGCCAAAAGGAUAUUAGAGACAUCACCAGAACCCAUGUAUUUUUUUCUGGAGACUUUGACCAUCCUGUUUUAUGGUAAUUAGCCCAGUGGGUACAAAUGGAAAUAAACAAACACUUUUUAGUUUGAGCCUUACUACAAGAUUGAUUUUUCAUGUUUUGUCUAUUUUAGAAUGAUAAUGUUUUGUGACUUACUGUCCCCCUUUUGCAAAGAAAGUCAUAAAGUAGAACUGAUUGUAAAUUGGCCAGUUUGGAGUUGCCCUUAGCCAUAGAUAUUUUACAAAGACAUCACCAGGAUGUAAUGUCAAAAGUUGCAGCUGUGUGUGUGUGUGUGUGUGUGUGUGUGUGUGUGUGUGUGUGUGUGUGUGUGUGUGUGUGUGUGUGUGUGUGUGUGUGUGUGUGUGUGUGUGUGUGUGUGUGUGUGUGUGUGUGUGUACGUAAGCUAUGUCAUCAGGCGCCCAGUGAAUGGAAACACUCAAAGCCUCUGUGCCCAUAUGUGUGCAGUGUUGACAUAACUGAGUGCAGCUGAUUCUUUUAAUUUAAUUUGAUUAUUUAUUCAUGAAUGUGUUUAAUUAUUUUACUCAGCAUUGUUUCUGGCCUCUUGGUUCCACAUACACACAAAUAUUGAAAUCACUGAAGUACACAGAAAAACUUUGUUGGGCAUCUACAACUAUAUAUGGACAGUAUUAACCAUAACAGUGAUAGUAAUCUAUUCCAUUCUAAACAUCACAGUUGAAUAUAACAAUAUGAAUAUGAUGGUGUGUACUGCUGUAGUAUUUCCAUUGCACGGUUGCCAGGGAAAAUGUCCUACUGCCCUGUGAACUGCAAGAGGUGUGACUGUACGUAACAUUAUAGUGCUGCAGAGAUUAAGAGGCGUGACAAGCACAUGGUGUGGAAGGGUGGAGAAAUGUCUUAGUAUGGGGUUGUCAACAAAGCGUCAGCUGGGAGGCGGUGCACAGUCCUGACACUGGAGAAGUUUCCCCUUGUAGAAUCAAAGCAGAUAGAAAUGGUCUGGUGGUGAUUUCUUCUUCAUUGCAUCCAAAUGGAUUGUGUGUAACAAAAAUAAUGCAUUAUGGAUGAACAAGUUGACAAGUUAAAGGUAAUUAAUGCAAUGAUGACAGAAUCAGUUUAACAGACAUGUGCUCCUACAGUAUUUUAAGUGUAGGUUCAGGAGUUGACUAGUGCCUUAUGAUUCCCAUGCUGUAGGGAAAAAAAAAAUUGACAAUAAAAAUGGAAUCAACUGUAAAAUCCAGGCUAUUAUGGAAUAUGCCAAAAUGUGGAUGCACUUUAUAAAAAUCAGUUUUCCUCAACAUUAUAAGACUAAGAAAUGAAGAGAACAGAAAAGUUAUGCUGAGAGUCUCGACUGUGUUUUGGUGUCAUUUACAGGUAAAAAUUUAAAAUGGAUUUCAUAGGGCCCCAGUUGAUCCUGAUUCAUCCUUAAUUUCCACAAUUCAAACUCUGUAAAUGCAGUAAAUAAAAGUGUCUUUGGGCAAGAUGCAGUAUCUCUGCCAGACUUUUGCAUCUGAUCAUGACCUCUGACCUCCCUGCAGGAGAAAACAUAAAGGGAAAUUAUUUUAUUAUAGGUAUGAACGAAAUGCUCUUUCCUGCAUCUCUUUCAUGAAAAAAAAAGGAAAUCAUAAAAAAGAUUUCCCUUCUACCAUCUUCUUUUGAUGUGAAUAUAAAUUUUGGUUCUAUUUGCUACAGUUCUGUGGUCUUGUGAUCUUGGGACACUGUGGGCUGGUCUCACUUCCCCUCCAUAACAGGACAUGGAGAUUUUGACGUUAGACGCCAGCACUCCCUAUAAGCACCUGUCCUUCCGCGUCACACCAAGCUUCCACUAUGAAAAGCGUGUGAUUGUUUUCCGAAUGAGACAGUGUGCGUAGAUAGUAGAUUGGGACUAUAUAUUCUCCAUGAAGGCUAUUUUCUCCAUUCAACUGCAAGACCUGUUAGGACGGUGCACACCGAGACUUUUACAGGACAGUGAGAGAUUGUUACUCGUCUUCUAUUAUAACAUGGAGGUGGCCUUCUGUACCAAGGAAGUUAGCAGCCAUGCAACCUCACUGUUGGCAAGUCUGAGCCUCCAAAGAGAACAAGCUCAGUUCUGUGACUGUGUGGUCAGACAAAGACAGAAUCCAGGUCAGCUCUACCCUGCGCACAGGUGUAUCCUGGCAGCUUCCAGUCCAGUGUUGGCAUCUAUCUUGUCCUCCACUGGUGCUCUGGUGGAACUGCAGGCUCCAUGUCUGUCCAACUCUAUACUGGAACUUCUUUUGGACUACAUUUACACAGGGGUUUUGCCAUACACUUGUAACCCGCAAAAAUAUUCCAAUCUGCUCACUGUCGCCUGUUACCUGCAGAUGGAUGAACUGCAGGAGGCUCUGGAGGCUUGUCAGCCAACUGAGGUGAAUGAUGCAGAUGAAACAAAAGCUUCCCCUGGAGCUGAGGAGGGAGCAUCAACAUGCAACAUGCAUUGUGCAAACCACUGUAGUAGAGAAGAUGCAAGCGCUUUAAGCAAUGCAACUGUCUGUUGUAGAAUAUCUGACAGCACUGUUAAUACAGUUAAUUGCAUAUCUAGAGUGGAUAAAGAGGGGCAAAAGGAUAUGUUUCACUCAGCUAGCACCAUAGAAAUACAACCUUGGCAGAAGAGCAAAGGAAGGGAGCUUGUGGAGGACAGGGAAAGCUUGUAUUUACCUCCCACUGAUGAGGUGCAAGAGGAAGAGAGGACCAGAGUGGAGAAUGUGCAGCAACUGUGUCCGACAGUGAGAAGUAAAGCAGAGGAGGAGAAAACUAACAGAAAAGAGGAAGACAAAACUCAAAACAACCACUCAACCUCCCUCCCUCAUGCCUUUACAUCCCGAAAGGACAGUGGUUCUCCCUCACAAUGCUCCCCCUCGUCCUUAUCAUCAUCCUAUCUGUGCUGCGGGGCAGUGCCUGUCAUUCGUCACAGCAGUAGAGCAGCUAUGCUCCAGCUGGCAGAAGUGUCUACAAUGCCUCCUUACCACCCAGUAUACCAGGCCUCAGCCAGCUCCUGCAGCAGGGACCCUGUCUCACGAUCAGCAAGCACAGACAAUGACAGCAUUGUUGAAGGUAUUACUACUAAACACAAAAAUCACUAUGGGACAGAGAAUUUGGAUUACAGAAACAAUAAAGACCACUUUGCACCACAAAGUUUGGAUUUCAAGGACAGUUCAGAUCAAUGUACAAUACAGGAUUUAUGCAAAUCCAGCACAGGUCGAUCUGAUGUGCUGAAAGAGGAUUACAACUGCAGCAAUGCAGAUCAUUUUAUUAAACAAAAUGAUGAACAUAUGGGCAAUGGAUUAUCCCAUGUUACAGAUCGUAAUGAUCACCAUGUCCAGAGUGAUAAUAACAAAAGGCAUCAUAGGGAUGACUCAGUGCUACGUAGUUGUGAUGAUUUCCCCUCCAAACACCAGCAACUGGAAUGUACUUAUAGCCAUGAUGUCUCAUUGGUGACUGUAGGAAAGGAGCGGCCCAUUCACUCUCAAAAUCCGAGAACUUUAGUUCCACUACCUGGAGAGGACUCAAACACAGGAAAUGGCCCUCUUUUUGAGGAUUUCUCUCCCAAGGGAGAAGCAAAAGAGGAACAAAGUUACUCUAGCUGGUGUACAGAUGAAAUAGAUGGACAGGACAGCAACUGUAAGCAACAUGAAAAGGACUCAGACAACAGAGACAUGGCUAUGACAGAUAAAAGAAGCAUUGCAGAUGUGUGUCUGCCUGCCUCUGCCUCACCAGUAUCAAGUUGGGAUAAUGCCUCAGAACGCCGCACUUCCCGGGCAUUGGAAAAUAAUUCAGACACUGAGAUUGCAGAGCCAGGCAUAGUUUUUUCAAAGCCUACAGACAGCAAUAGGUUUGACCCCACAUAUAGUGCUGUGGGGCAGUCAUACCAUGGACAUCUUCAUUAUCACUUCCUGUCUCAGGAGGACACAUAUAUCAAACACAGAGCCUCUGAUAACAACCACUCCAACCCCAGUCACCCUGUCCAUUUCAGUCGUGAUCAUUCAGAACAGUCCAGUGAUGAGGGUGAGGGUGGUACCUUUUCCAGUCCAGGUCACAGUCCUCUGAGGAAGCACUUUGCCACAGGGGAUCCAGACCAGGUUUUACUGCUGGACAUUAGCACCAAAUCUGCAGAGUUGCUAGUGUCCUACAAACGCAGACUUGAGGAAGGAGAGAAAGUGGUUGGCAAACAAGACACAUAUGGGGCUGAGAUUGUAAACAAUGAUGUAGAGCAACGGAGUGAAAAAACAUUUGUAGCAGGGGUUGAAAAGGGAGAAAUUGGAGUUCAAUUUCAGGCUGACACCUUUGAUGAGCCUAAGACAAAAUUAUGGGUAAGAGAGAUAAAUGAUAAGGAAAACAAAUCGUUUGGUAAAGACCAAAGCAGGCCAGGAGUUGAGCUUAUAUAUAAAGUUGGCUCUUUGGAUGUGGAGCAGGUAUCCAGGUCUAAAGAGGGUGAAAAAACAAGUACCUUGACAGUCUGCACACCUCCUAGUGUGCCAGACCCUGUGCAAGCCUCGAUGUCAUCUACCUUGUCCAUCUGCAUACCUUCUACUCUUUCAGUCAGCACACCAACAAAUAUAUCAGCUCAUCUGUCAACUCCUGUUCACCACCCUUUCCAGUGCUCUCUGUGCGAGCGUUCCUUCAGCCAGCGAGGCUCUCUGAAUAGACAUGUGCGGAGCCAUCUUGGCGUACGGCCCUUCCCCUGCCCCCGCUGCCCUAUGACCUUUUCACGGCAGUACCGUGUCACAGAGCACAUGCGUGUUCAUGAGCGGUGUGCUCCUGGGAAUGACUUUCAAAAGCACCCUGCCUCUUGAAUUUAAGACAAUGCAGGGAGGCCACACAAGUUACAUUUACUGUCCUAUCAUUAAAGGAUGGUAUCAGCUCAGAUAAAAACAAAUAUGUUCCAUAUUGUGAAAAUAUAUGGAAUUCAUUUUUGAGAUAAAGUUCUGAAAUUAAUUUCAGAAUUCAUGGCUGUCUGCUCCCUCCAGAGGCCAACAGUGGGAGCUAGCCCUGAUAACACUGCAGGGCAAUGAAAAUGAGUUAUUAAAAAUAUGGAGUUAGAGGAUAAAGAAACACAACUCUAAAUGAAUGCUAAUGUUGCACCUUAUCUGCUGGAUGUGUAAAUAAUGAACUGUUGGUAAGUUUGUCAUAUAUGAAUGAGGCAUUAUGAAUCACAUGCCAGUUUUUGACCAACACAUUUUUUUAAAUGUUAUGACCAGAAACACCAAAAUUCCCUUCAGCAUAUGUGAUGAUGCACAGAAAUGAUGACUGAUGGUGUAAUAGGACAGACAGUUGUAGGAUAGAAUAGAUAUGUUCUCAUUGUAUUCAGUGUGGUUUUAAACAUUGCAAUUACACAAAUAUAACUCAGCUGUGUGUGCAUUUCUCUUGCCUGUUUUGGUUGUAAAAAGUUUUUUCAUACUUUUGCAUUUUGACACAAUGCUGGUUGGCUCAUUACAUUCAUUAGACUACAGAUAAUCUACUCAUUAGGCACUACAUUGUAAUUAAGCAUGGGGUUUCAUUUGAAAGACAGUCAACAUGCUACAGUAUAAUUUCAUUGGCAGCUGGUGCUUGGAAAUUAGAGCACCUGUAGUUUCAAGCAGAAAUACAUAACUUUCUAAAUGUUUCAAAUACAGCAAAGAUGACAGAGUAUCAACUGUGACAUUUUCUAAGGUUGUUAUUUAUGCUAUCAAAAUGUCACCAAUAAUGUGAAGUGUUAUAGCAUUAUAUAUGUACAGCUUCCAAGGUUAUAUUGCUUACUUAUGUGUAGGAUGUCAAACUUGUCAUAAUGUGUAAUUAAUGACAAAUGCUAUAAUCAAGUGAUAAAAACAUUAUUCAUUGCAAUUUUCAUUCCUUCCUUUAUGAAUGUCAGUGUUUCCUAAAGAGAUUUAAAUUAGAGAAUAAUAACAGCUGCUCAUUUUAUGACAGUAACAAAGAAACGUGGCUUGUCUUUUUGUCUCAUGCACAAUGUUUAUGUGAGAUGCUAGUUGUUUAGAUGUUUAUAUAAGACUCCAGUUUUGUUGUUUUCUUGUUAAAGCUGAAUAAUCUCAAACCCAGUUAAACAGAAUUUGAAAAAGGUGUUUGCUAUAAUUAAGAAAACCUGGCUAUAUUUUGUUUACAACAAACAAUCUGAAC
Molecule: messenger RNA, 7531 nt
Organism: Scomber scombrus (Atlantic mackerel)
Lineage: Eukaryota; Metazoa; Chordata; Actinopteri; Scombriformes; Scombridae
Exons: 3
Coding region: 3301-6213 (970 amino acids)
Biological process (GO): regulation of transcription by RNA polymerase II
Cellular component (GO): nucleus
Molecular function (GO): protein binding; RNA polymerase II cis-regulatory region sequence-specific DNA binding; DNA-binding transcription factor activity, RNA polymerase II-specific
Source: RefSeq, a predicted model, not a curated record